Messenger RNA from Dentiscutata heterogama, 1101 nucleotides. The record is from the annotation of a GenBank genome assembly. NCBI's taxonomy places the organism in Eukaryota, Fungi, Glomeromycota, Glomeromycetes, Diversisporales, Gigasporaceae.
AUGAAACAACAAAAAGAAACAAUUGAGGCUUGUUCGGUAUUAGCUCUUGGUCGCCCGAGCUCAAUGCCACAAAAUUAUUCUUCGUCAGAAGAUAUUCAAAGAAAAUAUUUACCUUAUUACAACUCAGACUUGAGUUGUUCACCUACUUCAAUGAUAGAACCGUUCUCUCUAUCUACGGAGGGUAAUUACUGUUAUUAUCCUCCACUAUUUUCUUUAGGGCCACCAACCUCCCAUACUUUGACACCGGAUUCUUCAUCUCCUGAAACUUGCUCUGAUCUAGACCUUGAUCUCACUGAUAGUUUCUCGGCGGAUUCCCCUCCUUCUUAUUUUACGGAUCCUUCAUUUCCUAUUAAAAUGGAGAAUCUACAUCAAGGGCCAAUGAUUUCUCAUCCAUUGGAUUGCUUUUCUAUUCCAACGGGUGCAGAAUCACCUUUUGUCGGUGUAAUUCCAACUUCACAAGAAAAGAUUUCCAAUUCGACCGCAGAUCAAUUAUUCGAAAUGGAUGCAAAAUCUUUUUUCCCACGUGAAUUGGCCGCUCUAGAUGCUAGAGAUUAUUUUAGUGCCGACAUGGCCUCGGAAGCUGCACGUCGCAAAUCACUAGAUGAUGCUAUCUUUCUCCGCAAGAUCGCUUCAACUCCAGUGAAGUCUGAAGUAGCUUUCCAACAGCACAAUCGCCGCAAAUCUUUACCUGGUAAUGAGUUAUCUCAACGUCUUCAUAUUGAAACUUUGGGUACCACUACCAAACAGCAAAGAAAAUCUACGAAAUCGCUUGCCCCUUUCGCCUGUCCUCAUGAACAUUGCCCUAAGACUUUUACUCGGCAAUACAAUUUGAAGUCUCAUCUUAGAACCCACACUGAUGAACGACCUUUCGUAUGUAAUUAUCCUGGUUGCCCUCGAGCUUUUGCACGACAACAUGAUCUCAAACGUCAUCAGAAACUACAUCUUGGAUUAAAACCCCAUGUUUGUGGUAAUUGUGGUCGCGCUUUCGCGCGCUUGGAUGCACUGAAUCGUCAUCUAAGAAGUGAUAAUGCGACACAAUGCGCUCAAGCAACACUGGCGAAUCCAACGGCUGGCAAGCUAUUUAAAUCAGUUAACAUAUAG